AUGAUAUCAAUCCUAGAAUCUAGUAACACUGUCAAUGUUUCUAUCAUUGACACCGGGUGUAAAAUCGGAAACAUUCCAGCCGCCAUCUUCACAGAUCCGCAGAUACCUGGUUUCGAAAAGUUUGAGGGUAUCAGCUAUGUUUUUGUCCUUACUCACACUGACGGUGCGGGCAAGGUCAGACGCGUCCUUUUCGAUCUUGGGGCCCGCAAAGAUUGGGAGAAUAUGGCACCUCACGUUGUGCAGGCAACGAAGGCGAUCGAGGGUGCUAUACUUGAGCCUAUAGAGAAUGUGGCAGAUUUGUUGGAACGUGGAGGGAUUGAUAGGGCUAGUAUUGAGGCACUGAUCUGGAGUCAUGCGCACGUCGACCAUGUUAGGGACUCAUCAACCUUCCCCUCUAGCGCAGCGCUUAUCGUCGGUCCUGGCGUGAAGGACGAGUAUUUCCCCGGAUGGCCAACAAAGCCCGAUGCGCCUGUUCUAGUGACUGAUUUCGCGAAUCGCGAGGUCCGUCAACUCGACUUCUCGGACACAAAAUUGUCCAUUGGCGGAUUUCCUGCCUUGGAUUAUUUCGGUGACGGCAGUUUUUACCUGCUCCAUGCUCCUGGUCACGCUUUAGGUCACCUGUGCGGCCUCGCCCGUACAACAACGAACACCUUCAUGUUGUUCACUGGCGAUGUGUACCACCACGCGAGUCAGAUUCGACCAUCCGCAUCCGUCCCCCUACCUGAGCAUGUGAACGUACCCAAUCUCAUCCCGAACCCAUUCGAUAUGAGCACCGCGAUGCGUACUAUCAACGCUGCGAGAGGUUUCGACGACCAGGACAACGUCUUUCUAAUUGCUGCGCACGACCACACUGUUUCAGCUGUUAUCGACACAUUCCCCCGGUCAGCAAAUCAAUGGAAGCAAAAAGGGUGGAAAGAGCAGACAAAGUGGCUGUUCCUGAAGGAUUUCAGGAGGCACUGA
This is a messenger RNA of Alternaria alternata, 960 nucleotides long. RefSeq lists its product as hypothetical. The coding region runs from base 1 to 960 and encodes 319 amino acids. NCBI's taxonomy places the organism in Eukaryota, Fungi, Ascomycota, Dothideomycetes, Pleosporales, Pleosporaceae. The transcript has 3 exons. The record is from RefSeq and is a predicted model, not a curated record.